Molecule: messenger RNA, 1599 nt
Organism: Gadus chalcogrammus (walleye pollock)
Lineage: Eukaryota; Metazoa; Chordata; Actinopteri; Gadiformes; Gadidae
Product: proteoglycan 4-like
Exons: 4
Coding region: 310-1599 (429 amino acids)
Source: RefSeq, a predicted model, not a curated record
UGACGUUGCAGUAGACCAGGAAUUACGCUACAAUUCAUGAUCUCCUCUCAUCCUAACAUGCACUCAUUUCUGGGCGCAACUUGACGUCAACGCGCAGUUCUCAUCCGAGUAUUAAUCAAAUUAUGCACACCCUGUUUUCAUUCGGACUAUGUCUUGGGAACAUUGUACAUCUAUCCAUCUCAACUUCUCGGAGGUGUCUCCCGAAUACUUUGCUCCAAAAGUCUCAAGGCAGGGAAUGUGUUUCUGAACAUAAAACUGCAUGAAGUUUGGUUGCAUGUGUGCAUCAAGUGGCCAACAAUAGAUUGAGCCAUGGGAAACGUGUUCAGCUGGCUCAUACAGCCAGUCAGUGAUGAUGAGGUGUUUCCCACCAAUCAGGAGUCUGAAGAGGGUACAGCUCCUGAGCAGGAGUCAGAGGGACCUGAGGUCACUAGGCCCCUGGAGACCUUACCGGAAGACAUCCUGACUAGCAUACCUGUUGUAACAAAGGAGGCAUCUCAGUUAAUCGUGGGACUUGUUGCAGAAGCUAGCGAAGAGCUGCAAUCCGUGGCUCUUGCAGCCCCAGAGGCACUUGGCAUUAUUCCAUACCCUGAAGUGCCUGAGCAGCACAAGCCUCAGGGCUUGGCAGUUGAUCUCCAGGACACCAGUGUAUUUGGAAAAGAACCUUUGAAAGAGCCAGACCCGAUUCCUCAGACUGUACCUGAACCCAAUCUGGUCAGAGAAUCUGAAGCAAACACAGAUUUUUUUCCAGAACCAGAAUCCAUCACAACUCUCCUACCAGAGAAUGUUCCUGGACUCAAACUCAUGACAGAAUCUGUACCAGCCCUGGAAUCCAUUCCAGAACCUGAAUCCAUCACAGAUAAGUUUCCAAAACCUAUUCUUGAACCCAAAUUAAUCACAGAACCAGAACCCAACUCAAAAUGUGUUGCAGAACCUGAAUCGAUCCCAGAUGAAGUACCAGGGCUUGUUCCUGAACCCGAACUCAGCACAGAUACAGAAAUAACCCCAAAAUACGUUACUGAACCUGAAUCAAUUACAGACCUACGAUCAGAGUCUAUUUCCGAAUUUAAACUCAUCACAGAUAUGGAUAUAACCAUUAAAUGUGUUCCAUGUCAAGUACAACAAUCUGUUCCUGAAUCCAAACUCAUUGCAGAAACAGAACCAACCCUAAAAUCAAUUCCAGAUUCUGAGUCAAGCACUGAUCUAUUAGUAGAACAUAUUCCUGAACCCAAAUUCGUUAUAGAAUCAGAACCAAUUCCGAAAUUUAUCACAGAGCCGGAAGCCAUUCCAGACCAAGUACCAGUACUUGUCCCUGAACCAACACGUAUCACUGGUACAGAAAUAACCCCACCAUGUAUUACCGAAACUGAAUCACUUUCAGAGCUACGAUCAUAUUCAGAGCUAAUCCCGGAAUUUAUUCCAGAACCGGAAUCCAUCCCAGACCCAGUUCCUGAACCCAAACUCAUCACAGAUACAGAAAUAUACCCAGAAUACCUUACAGAACCUGAAUCAAUGACAGAUCUACGAUCAGAGUAUAUUUCCACAAAGUUCCAGAGCCUGUUCCUGGACCCCAACCCUUCCAACAAUCUGAACCAUCCCUAG